This is a messenger RNA of Neoarthrinium moseri, 1632 nucleotides long. RefSeq lists its product as uncharacterized. Gene Ontology annotation, biological process: transmembrane transport. Gene Ontology annotation, molecular function: transmembrane transporter activity. Bases 1 to 1632 code for a protein of 543 amino acids. Gene Ontology annotation, cellular component: membrane. The transcript has a single exon. The record is from RefSeq and is a predicted model, not a curated record. Lineage: Eukaryota; Fungi; Ascomycota; Sordariomycetes; Amphisphaeriales; Apiosporaceae.
AUGACCACUGCAUCCGUCGCCAGCGGCCACCAUGGGCGCAAAUCCGUCGACGCGGCCGCGGCAGACGAUGCCCUCGCCAAGAUGGGCUACAAAUCUGAGCUGCCGCGGAGUUUGAGCAUGCUCUCGGUCCUCGGCUUGUCCUUUGCCAUUAUGGCUGUGCCCUACGGUCUCAGUACUACAUUCUACAUCACGCUUUCCAACGGACAGUCCGUUACUAUCAUCUGGGGCUGGGUCCUGCUCUCCCUCAUCUCAACCGCCAUCGCCGCCUCCUUGGCCGAGAUCUGCUCCGUCUACCCAACUGCCGGCGGCGUGUACUACUGGGCUGCCCUGCUCUCCACACCGAGGUGGGCGCCGAUUGCCAGUUGGAUCACGGGAUGGCUGACGCUGGUUGGUAACUGGACCGUGACGCUAUCAAUCAACUUCGGCGGCGCGCAAUUGAUCCUCAGCGCCAUUUCUCUGUGGGACGAAGAGUUUGUGGCCAAUGAAUGGCAGACUGUUCUCAUGUUCUGGGCUGUCAUGUUGGUGUGCUAUCUCAUCAAUGUUUUCGGAUCGAAGUACCUGGACUUGAUCAAUACUAUUUGCAUCUACUGGACCGGAGCGGCGAUAGUCAUCAUCUUGAUUGUACUUCUGGUUAUGUCUCCAGAAAAACGGAGCGGCGAAUUCGUCUUCGCUCACUACGAUGCGUCCGCGUCGGGCUGGCCAUCGGGGUGGUCCUUCUUUGUAGGAUUACUGCAGCCUGCCUACGUCCUCACAGGUUAUGGCAUGGUUGCUGCCAUGUGCGAGGAAGUGCAGACGCCUGAGCGUGAGGUUCCGAAGGCUAUUGUUCUUUCUGUUGUUGCCGCGGGUAUCACAGGUCUCCUAUUUUUGAUCCCGAUCCUCUUCGUUCUCCCCGACGUGCAGACCCUCCUCGAUGUUGCCAACGGCCAGCCAAUUGGGUACAUCUUCAAGACCGCCACGGGGAGUGCCGGAGGCGGCUUUGGACUGCUGUUUCUCAUUCUGGGUAUCUGGUUGUUUGCUGGUGUUGGCGCCCUCACAGCCUCCAGUCGAUGCACCUAUGCCUUUGCACGUGACGGUGCCAUUCCUGGCUCUGGCCUCUGGAGCAAAGUUGACAAGCGUUUCGACAUCCCCCACUGGGCCCUCAUCCUUUCGACCAUUGUCGACUGCCUCCUGGGCUUGAUCUACUUCGGCUCCACUGCGGCUUUCAGCAGUUUCACCGGUGUUGCCACCAUCUGUCUCUGUACUUCUUACGGUCUCCCGAUUCUCGUGUCUGUCAUGCGCGGGAGAAAGCAUGUGGAACAUGCCUCAUUUUCUCUUGGAAAGAUUGGAUUUGUUACUAAUGUCACAACCCUGCUCUGGAUUGUGUUGGCUAUCUUCUUGUUCUGUAUGCCUACCAACCUCACCGAUCUCGAUGCCUCGAGUAUGAAUUAUGCGAGUGUUGUGUUCGCCGGCUUUGCAUCUAUCAGCAUGAUCUGGUACUUUGUUUGGGGCCGAAAGAACUUUUCAGGGCCACCUAUAUUGAAGUCCGAGUUGGCAGAACGGGGAGUUGGUGUGGUCAGAGGCCAGUCACUUGACGAGGAGGCCACUGCGGAGGCCAAAACGAUGAAGAAAGAUGGCAUUGAGAAGACAGCAUAG